Molecule: messenger RNA, 890 nt
Organism: Hibiscus syriacus
Lineage: Eukaryota; Viridiplantae; Streptophyta; Magnoliopsida; Malvales; Malvaceae
Exons: 7
Coding region: 36-551 (171 amino acids)
Source: RefSeq, a predicted model, not a curated record
UAUCCUUGAAAAGCUAUUUGGUUUUCUUUGCAAUCAUGAAAUCUACUCUUGUAUUCUUCGCUUUCCUCUGCAUACUCUUGCUUACUAUGACAAUUGCAGCAAGAAAAGCGCCAGGCGAAGAAUAUAAUGGUGAAACGAAGGAAAGGUUUCAGACAGAAGCAACUAAAAAAGCAAAAGAACAGUAUAUUAUGAACCCAAUUCCUUUUUUCUACCAUCCGAAUAAAGUUGAUGAUCAGGAAAUGGAUAAUACAGGAAAAGAAUCUGUUAUAAACCCAAUUCCUUUUUUCUACCAUCCGAAGAAAGUUGAUGGUCAAGAAAUGAACAAUGUAGGGAAAAAAAUUGUUAUAAACCCAAUUCCUUUUUUCUACCAUCCGAAGAAAGUUGAUGGUCAGGAAAUGGACAAUGCAAGAAAAGAAUCUGUUAUAAACCCAAUUCCUUUUUUCUACCAUCCGAAUAAAGUUGAUGGUCAAGAAAUGGACAAUGCAGGAAAAGAAUAUGUUAUAAACCCAAUUCCUUUUUUCUAUCAUCCGAAGAAAAUUGGUUCAACUUGAAGACUAUGUUCAUCAAAAGAGAAGUAAUCGUUUAAUAAAAUACUAGACUUUCAAGGAAGAAGAAUCUUAUGUAUUCAAAAUAAUAUAUGUGCUAUAUAUAUAUGGCCAGAAAGAUCAAUAAUUGAAGAUGGGUGAAGCAUUGUCUCCUAUUUAUAUUUCCAUCGGCUUAAAUAUUUAUAGUGUCACCCUAGUAUAUGAGUGUCUCUAUCAGAAUAAACUCUUGUUUUCUUAUUGGUUUGAAAUAUCUGUCGGAAUAAACUCAUUUGUGUGUUCUACAGAAAACACAUUAAAUCAGAAAUCAGAGUAUUUGCAAAAUAUGAUGAUGCUUUUGUGUGUGUA